AUGAGACGGCAGCGGUUGUUCCACGUGUCAGAGGCUCCUGUAGAGUUAUGGCUGAGUGCGGCGGUGUGGUAUUUACAAGGCUCUGGGGGCCGGGAGGGGGGGCUCCUGGGGGCCACCUGGACCUGGGCCAACGCUGCUCCUGCAUGUUCCGCUGCAGUCUGUAAUCAUCACCACAGCAUCAUGCACACAGCACCGAGAGCAGACCACAGGAGGCCGGUGGUCACGCAGCAUCAGCGACAGUCCGACUGGAGCAGAGACAUGGUCCGCCUGAGGAUCCUCGCGUUCUGCCUUGUGGCCGCAGCCUGGUACCUGACCCCCGCGGCCGAGGCUGAGGUGGUGUACGCCUGCCUCAACGACACCGCCACUAUGGCCUGUGAGGUGGGCACAAAGAUCAAGCUGGAGCACAUCUUGUACAAAGUGGGAGUGGGGACUCGCUGCGGUGAUGGAAAACCUGAACCUGACGAUGGUCCAGACACGUUCUGCACCUUCCCCUGGGCUGAGAUGGUGGUGGAAGACCUGUGUGCAGGCAAGCGCUCCUGCAGAGUCCCGGUCACAGAGUACGUGUUUGGGGAGUAUCCGUGCAAAGAGGAGACCCGCUACCUGGAGGUGUCCUACAACUGUGCCAAACCUCCUCCUCCUCCUCCACCUCCUCCUCCCCCUCCAGAGCCCACCAAACCUGACUGCGUGGACAAAGCAGCUGCAGAGGAAUAG
Knipowitschia caucasica is the source of this 711-nucleotide messenger RNA. NCBI's taxonomy places the organism in Eukaryota, Metazoa, Chordata, Actinopteri, Gobiiformes, Gobiidae. The record is from the annotation of a GenBank genome assembly.